AUGACUCGAAAGAAAGUAAAGCUGGCGUACAUCAUCAACGACUCGGCUCGGAAGGCGACAUACAAGAAGCGCAAGAAGGGCUUGAUCAAGAAGGUGAGCGAGCUAAGCACGUUGUGCGGGAUCGACGCGUGCGCCAUCAUCUACAGCCCCUAUGACUCGCAGCCGGAGGUGUGGCCGGAUGCGCGCGGCGCGCAUCGCGUGCUGACGCAGUUCAAGAGGAUGCCGGAGAUGGAGCAGAGCAAGAAGAUGAUGAACCAGGAGGGAUUCAUCCGCGGCCGGAUAUCGAAGGCGGCGGAUCAGCUGAAGAAGGUGCAAAAGGACAAUCGGGAGAAGGAGAUCACGCACCUCAUGUUCCAGUGCCUCACCGGAAAGGCCCUCCAGGGGCUGCCAUUGCCGGACCUCAACGAUCUCGGAUGGCUCAUCGAUCAGAACUUGAAGGAGAUUUAUAAGAGGAUUGAUGGGAUAAAGAAGGCGGCGGCGGAUGUCGCCACGGCAGGGAAUGUGGCAGAUCAGGCGGCGCCGGGCCAGCAGCAUUGGUUUGGGGAUUGGAUUGCGAAUCCGGUGGGGAAUAAUGAUCAACGGCAGAUUGGGGAUUGUUCUUAUGGUGGCGCGGUUGGCGGCGGCAGAGGUGGUGCGGAUGACAUGUUGAUGGCGGGGUUUAAUGAUGGGAAUGGUAAUGGAUCGAUGUGGUCGAGUGUGUUCUUCCCUUGA
Andrographis paniculata is the source of this 711-nucleotide messenger RNA. RefSeq names its product agamous-like MADS-box protein AGL80. The transcript has a single exon. Bases 1 to 711 code for a protein of 236 amino acids. Gene Ontology annotation, molecular function: protein dimerization activity; RNA polymerase II cis-regulatory region sequence-specific DNA binding; DNA-binding transcription factor activity, RNA polymerase II-specific. Gene Ontology annotation, biological process: positive regulation of transcription by RNA polymerase II. The record is from RefSeq and is a predicted model, not a curated record. NCBI's taxonomy places the organism in Eukaryota, Viridiplantae, Streptophyta, Magnoliopsida, Lamiales, Acanthaceae.